GGUGGCGCUCGUCCGACUCCGGCCUUGCCCGGCUGACGGUUUCGGCGCUCCGGCUGUCCAGUCAUGAACCGGUUUGGUACGCGGUUAGCGGGCGCCGCGGCCGCCCCGCCGCCGCCGACCACGACGACGACGACGACGAAAGCCCGGAGCAACGAGAACCUGGACAAAAUCGACAUGUCUUUGGAUGAUAUUAUCAAAUUGAAUCGAAAGGAAGGAAAGAAGCAAAACUUUCCAAGACUGAAUAGACGACUUCAGCAAACUAGUACCCGUCAAUUCAGGAUGAGAGUACGAUGGGGAAUCCAACAGAAUUCUGGAUUUGGUAAAACUAGUAUGACCCGUAGAGGAAGAGUCCUGCCUGGAAAGAGACGUCCUUACGGAGUUAUCACCGGCCUUGCAGCUAGAAAAACAACUGGCAUUCGAAAAGGAAUUAGUCCUAUGAACCGUCCUCCUCUAAGUGACAAGAAUAUAGAACGAUAUUUUCCUGCAUUAAAAAGGAAGGCAAAUCUUCUGAAACAAAGUGAAGUACCAAGGAAACCAGUUGCAGUUCUUAAGAGACCUAACCAGUUAAAUAGAAAAAAUAACAUCCCAGCUAAUUUUGCCAGGAGUGGAAAUAAAUUAAGUCAUCAGAAAGAUACUCGUCAGGCAACUUUUCUUUUCAGAAGAGGCCUGAAGGUUCAAGCCCAGUUGAACUCAGAACAGCUGCUGGAUGAUGUGGUAGCAAAGAGAACUCGUCAAUGGCGGACUUCUACCACAAAUGGAGGGAUUUUGACUGUAUCCAUUGAUAAUCCUGGAGCAGUACAGUGCCCAAUAACUCAGAAACCACGAUUAACUCGUACAGCUGUACCACCAUUCUUGACCAAACGAGAGCAGUCUGAUGUAAAGAAAGUUCCUAAAGGUGUCCCUCUACAAUUUGACAUAAACAGUGUUGGAAAACAGACAGGGAUGACUUUGAAUGAACGAUUUGGGAUACUCAAGGAACAAAGAUCUACCCUCACAUUCAACAAAGGAGGAAGCCGCUUUGUAACCGUGGGGUAGAGCCCAUGUCAACAGAACUUUUAAAUACUGACUGUUUGAAAAAUUGAAUUGCUUGAAGAGUUCAUAACAGAAUUUCAAGAAACUUCAAAAUAUUCACAAGGCUAAAUAACUUUAUUUUUGAAGGUUUUGGUUUCUUCUUCUUCUUUUUUUUUUUUUUUUGUAAUGUAUAAAUAAUACCCUGAAAGAAUAACAGGGACUAUCCCUUUCAGUUCUUAAGAUUUCAUGUUUGGCCCAAACAGAGUAGUUCUCUGUUGAGUUCUUUGGUUCCUCGUGCAGCAGAAGUAAGACAGAAAGAUAGAAAAUGAUUAUUUUUAUGAUAGUGAUAUUUAGAAUAGUAACCUUUACCCACUUUUUAUUUUAAGAUUUUGCCAUGGUAAAUCUUAAUUGUCAGAAAUAUGAGUAGGCCCCUUUGUUGUUGUCACUUGUCCAUUAAUAGUGUUGAUGUAAUAAAUGCAACCGCCUUUUCUCCAUUGAGAUAGUUCAAUACCUUUUUAAAAAUAUUCUCAGUUUUGGCUUUUAAGAUUUAUGGAAAUAACUGGAACUUGGUCCAUUUUUUCAGGUUGUAUUAGCAUAAACCCCAGAGUUGUAAAUAUUUAAUGCUGAACUUUUAGCAAGGACUUUGAGUCAAAAAUGUUGUUUCAAGACUUUAAAUGCAUAUUUACAAAGUUAUUUGAUAGGACCUUGAUGAAGAAGGUCUGAUAAAAGAAUCUGAAAGUUUUGUGUUUAAUAAAUGAAGACAACAUGAAAGGAAAUAGCAAGUUGAAAGACUGAAAGCAGGUGAAUAACUUCAAAUCCCAGAUCAUAGUUACAUUCUUUGGAUUUAAGGUAGACCUGAGCCUAGUUGCUACAAAUUCUAUAAAUGGUGUUUAUUAGAAUUACAGUUUUUAAAGUAGAUUGAGUCCCUUGGAUAUUUUGUUACUAAAUUUAAUAGCCAUAAAGUCCUACACUUCAUAUUCAAAAAGUUAAAAUUUACAAGCUUUUCAUCUUGAAAAAUUAAGCAAUUUAUAGUUCCUAAAAUAAAAAUACUUGUAUAUGUUAAAAAAAUACAAAAUUAUAUUGGAGUUACAUUGUAAUCUCAUACUUUUCACUUUAUAUUCUGUACAAUACAAAGUUGAAGCAUUUAAGGAGAGAGAAGUUUUUUUUGUCUUACUCUUGAGGGUUGAGAAGAAUUAGUCUAAUGUGCCAAGAGUCCUCAGAUAUUUGUAUACCAUAAGUGGACAGUAAAAUGCCAAUGUUCAACAAGAUAUUCCAGCUGGCAGUUAACAAAUUGGGUCAUUUUGAAACUUGACCUUUUGGUUUUUCAUAAUUUUCAAACUUCUGAGUAGAUGGUGAAGUAUGUUUAGUGUUGGCUUCUCUUAUAAAACAGAAACAAAGCAUUAUGCCUUCAUGUAUUCUAGGCUUCACUGUUUCUCAUGUUCCUUGAGCUUCUUAAUGGUUUGUGCUGGCCAUGUAAAGUUACUGGUAACAGUUCCAUGCUUAUACCAAAGAAUUAAAUCUGAUUCUUCAUAUCUGAUAUUUUGGCAGUACUUCUACUUGACAAAGGAUUUUUGGAAGCCAAUCACAGAAUUUGAAAAUAAACAAAUUUCUACAUAACUAUGAUGCUUUCAUAGAGGCCCAAGAACUUGUUCUAAAAACAUGUUUGCUAAUACAAAUAUUUAUAUUUGGUCAGGAAUAAAAAAAUUGAGGGUGGUUUAGACUUAAUGGUAUUUUAAGCAAAGAAAAAGCAACUGAGCACGAGUUUGCUAUCUUUAGAACAGUUUAUGCAAAUAUGGUAUAAAGAUCUUACUUUAAUAUUAUUUUAAAUAUUGAGAGGUAUUAAUGCCAUCUUUUUUGGAAAACCAUUAAAUUGCUCUAAAUGUUGGCAAUAAGUUUAUCAAAGGGUUGUCUUUGGUGUAUUAAACAUUUGCUCUUCAUGCAUCUUUAAUUUUCUUUCAAAGUCAAUUUUGCCUUUGAGUGCUUACAUGUUGUAUAUAAACACAGCAAUAUACUUCGUUGCAGGAAAUUUUCCUUUCUUGGAAUGUGGUUGUAGUCAUCCUUGUUCAGUUCCUGAAUUUUGUUUUCUUUUUAAACAGGAUGCAAUUUAUAAUUUCCUUUGCAUCAAGGUGUAUGCAAAACAUUGAUGCAGUGCAUCACAAAAUGAAAGUUUGUAUUUAAUGAGGAGGUGCUUUACACUGUACUUUUUGGUGUUUUUUGGUAAAGGUACAUUUAGAUCUGAAGCUGUUCAUUUUUAACAAAUAACAUGUAACAGGUUCCACAUGAGUUAUUCUUAGCUACAGAUGUUGAGCUAUGGUUUUUAAAUUGUUCUGUUAACAAAGAAUUUUGUAAUCGUUUAUAUUUAUGGUGUUUAGGAAUUGAAAACGUACCUAUCAACUAAAUUGGGUAAAUCAACCUAUACUCUUCUAUUGGUAUUCUUUUAAUGGUCUUUGGCCAUUUUAUUCAUAACUUCACCAUGAGGAAUCCAGGUGAUCCUCCUGUCUCUGCCUCCCGAGUGCUGGUAUUAAAGGUGCGUGCCACCACACCCAGCUAAAAAUAUAUAUUUUUUAAUGAUACUAAAGGGGCUGGAGAGAUGGCUCAGUGGUCCAGGCAGUUGCUUAUCAACCUUGGUUCAAUUCUCCAGUACCCACAUAAAGCUAGAAGCACACAGUGGCAUGUACAGGAGGCACUGGCACUCACUCUCUCCCCACUCCUCAGAACUCACAUAAACCAGAUUACAUGGUGGCACGAAUUCAUGCCUGGUACUAAAAACACAAGUCAAAAGCCCGUGGCUGGCUAGUCAGAUGUGGCAGCAUAUAUCUUUAAUCUAAGCAUUCAGGGACAAAAGGAGGAUCACUGUGAGUUCAAGGCCAGCCUGGGGAAGAGUGAGAAUCUACCUUGAGAAAAAAAUGAGCUAAUGUCUGGGAAGGUCAUAGGCCCUGGGAGGGAAGCUACUGUUGUUUGGCUAAAUGGAUAUGUUGUAUACAUCAAAUAUUUACUUCUGUAUAAACUCACCUUUAGUCAGAGGUGUUUUUUUUUUUUUCUCUCUUGCCCCUAGUGGUGACUACUAGGGAAGCUCAAAUCUCAUCAAGGUGCUUGGAAUAAAUGACUGUGCUCAGUGCUAAA
Messenger RNA from Jaculus jaculus (lesser Egyptian jerboa), 4134 nucleotides. RefSeq names its product forty-two-three domain containing 1 (gene Fyttd1). Gene Ontology annotation, molecular function: mRNA binding. Lineage: Eukaryota; Metazoa; Chordata; Mammalia; Rodentia; Dipodidae. The transcript is spliced from 9 exons. Gene Ontology annotation, biological process: mRNA export from nucleus. The record is from RefSeq and is a predicted model, not a curated record. The coding region runs from base 64 to 1035 and encodes 323 amino acids.